AUGUCGGGCCCAGAUGUGGUUGUCGUUGCUGCUGUACUUGAUGUCGUUGUAGUCACUGUCGUCACUGUGGUGAUAGUCGCCGAGGAAGUGGAUGAUAUAGCCUGUGUCGUGCUGGAUGAGCUCGAUGAAGGUGACGAUGAGGUGACGCUGGUAAAUGUAGAGGUUGAGGUUGAUCCGCCACCAGUCGAGGUCGAGACACUGCUAGUUAAGCUUGACGAACCACCACUCGAGGUUGAUGUACCAGAACUUGAAGCCCCAGAGGUCGAGGAUCCACCAGUCGCGCUCGUAAGGCUGCUAGUCAAGGUUGAGGAGCCACCACCAGAGGAGGUUGAUGCUGAGGUCGACGAGCCACCAGUCGAUGUCGAGAUACCGCUUGUCAAGGUUGACGAGCCACCAGACGAGGUUGUCGCAGAGGUCAAGGACCCACCAGUUGACGUUGUGAUACUGCUAGUCAAGGUUGAGGAGCUACCACCGGCUGAGGUUGGCGUCUCAGUGGUUGAGAUAACAGAGGUUGACGAAGCACCAGGGGUUGACGAAGCACCAGAGGUUGACGAAGCACCAGAGGUUGACGAAGCACCAGAGGUUGACGAAGCACCAGAGGUUGAUGUCUCAGAGGUCGACGCACCAGAGGUUGAGGAGCCACCAGCCGAAGUUGACGAAACACUAAUGGAUGAGGUCGAUAUACUACCGGUCGAGGUUGAAGUCUCAGAGGUUGAGGCACCAGAGGUUGAGGCACCAGAGGUUGACGAACCGCUACCAGUAGAGGUAGAGACACCUGUCGAGGUUACCACGUUAGAUGUCGAUACACCAGAGGUUGACGUAAUACUGGUAGAGGAAGUCGAGGCUGAACUCUCAGACGUGGAAGGACCCGAGGUUGAAGAGCCACCAGUCGAUGUUGAGGUCUCAGAGGUUGAUGCACCAGAGGUCGAUAGACCAGUAGUAGUCGAGGUUGGUUCGCCACCGCCCGAGGUCGAUACACCGGAAGUUGAAGCACCAGAGGUUGACAAACCAGAAGUCGACGGACCAGUAGUAGUCGAGGUCGACUCACCACCACUCGAGGUCGAUACACCAGAGGUUGACGGACCAGUAGUAGUCGAGGUGGAUUCACCACCAGUCGAGGUUGAGGUUGACGUAUCAGAGGUUGACGUACCACCACCAUUGGAGGUUGACAGGCUAGAAGAGGUAGUCGAUCCACUAGAAGUCGAAGUCGAUACACCACCAGACGAGGUCGACGUACCGGAGCUCAAGGAGCCGCUGGUCGAGGUUGAGAGGCUAGUCGAAGUCGACACACCGCUGGACGAGGUUGUCGAUUCACCAGUAGUCGAGCUCGAUGCACCACCGCCAGUCGAGGUUGUCGACUCGCCACUGCCCGUUGAGGUCGAAAUACCGCCGGAGGUCGAUAUGCCGCCAGUAGUCGAGGACGAUGCAACACCAGUAGAGGUUGAUGACUCACCUGUAGUUGAGAUACCGCCUGAGGUCGAGAUACCGGAUGUCGAAAUAGCACCAGAGGUUGAAAUACCGCUUGUCAGGCUUGAUGCGCCAGUAGUUGAGGUUGAGAUAGGGCCAGUUGAGCUUGAUGUGCCAGUGGUCGAUCCCGAUGGGCUGCCGGUAGUCGAUAUACCACCAGAGGUUGAGGCACCGCCUGAGGUUGAGGCACCGCCUGAGGUUGAGACACCGCCUGAGGUUGAGGAACCGCCUGAGGUUGAGACACCGCCUGAGGUUGAGGAACCGCCUGAGGUUGAGACACCACCCGAGGUUGAGAUCCCGCUCGUCAAGCUUGUUGCUCCGCCAGUUGAGGUCGAAACACCGCCAGUUGCAGAUGAUGCCGUGUUCGUUGUAGAACUGGUAGAAAGAGUUGACCCAGUCGGUGCUGAUGUAGUAGAGGCUAACGUCGUGGAGCUUGUGGUGGAUGGAGCUAUAGAAGAUGAGAAGAGGGCAACUGAAUUUUCCUGGGAUAAACUUACAGGUAGGGAUGAUGUCAACCGGAUUAGGGCAGAAAUCACCUUCCAGGAAAGCACUGACAACACCAUCUUGCUCAAGGCAAAAGCCUGCUGUACCUCGCAGGUGGGCGAACUCCCCAACCAUGUACCAGCUGGCAAAUCCGGGUGGAAGGCCCAGAAAGCGGUGGAGGGGGGACUUCUGGAAAACAGCCGUACCCACGCCCUUUCCAUCCGAGAUGAAAGUGUCAUUGUUGCCCCUGAAUACAAGUGCGGCUGA
Messenger RNA from Exophiala dermatitidis NIH/UT8656, 2217 nucleotides. RefSeq lists its product as uncharacterized. The coding region runs from base 1 to 2217 and encodes 738 amino acids. The record is from RefSeq and is a predicted model, not a curated record. The transcript is spliced from 2 exons. NCBI's taxonomy places the organism in Eukaryota, Fungi, Ascomycota, Eurotiomycetes, Chaetothyriales, Herpotrichiellaceae.